Polyodon spathula (Mississippi paddlefish) is the source of this 2101-nucleotide messenger RNA. RefSeq names its product transmembrane ascorbate-dependent reductase CYB561-like. Bases 877 to 1638 code for a protein of 253 amino acids. NCBI's taxonomy places the organism in Eukaryota, Metazoa, Chordata, Actinopteri, Acipenseriformes, Polyodontidae. Gene Ontology annotation, molecular function: oxidoreductase activity. The transcript has 6 exons. Gene Ontology annotation, cellular component: lysosomal membrane. The record is from RefSeq and is a predicted model, not a curated record.
AACAAAGUUAUGCUGCUUUUUGUACACAAAGACUUUUUUAAAAAUGUGUAUAAAGCUCAUAUUCUCUUGUGAAUGUUCCGGUUCUAUAAGUUUUGAUGCUUUAAUAACUAUUGCUGUGUUUCUACAACGGUAUAUAGCCUACCACAGUAAUCCUUUUAAAAGGAUGAUUCGGGGCAUUUUACAUUAAAUACAAAACCAGAAAAUGCAGGUUAUGACCAAAGACUGAAAACAAGUACUUAAAACCCACCCAACAGGGAAGGCACCCAAACCCCCAGGUGUUUUACCCCUAUGUGUGUGUUAAACAUUUAGCCAAGCUGCAGCAGAGUUAGUGAUAUGGACUUCGUCCCUGAAUUUGUAUGUCAGUUUUUGCCAGGUGGCUGUCCCUGCUUCCUGGAACUGUGUCAAUAGACAAAGAAGUGUAAGGGGUGCUGUCAGACACCAGGCUGCUUCAGGUUGCCAUAGCAACGGAACUUGGUAUGGGGCUGGGCCUGUUUCUUCGUUAGGAAAGCCGUGGUAAGGCAAGGCUCCGGUAGUCCAACCCUUGGCUUAACCAGAAGGCUAUAUAAGCUUACUUUCACUUGGAGACUGAAAGGAAGUGUCUGUUCAGCGGUUUUGUUCACCUGUUACAUUCUAGAAUAUAAUCCAGACAACAGUGUCUUUUUUAAAUACAUUUUUUAAUUAUUUUUAAUACAUCUCUGGAAAUUUCACCUGCUGUUUUUUUUAAACUCGUAUCUCUCUCUAUAUUCUAUUCUAUAUAUACCACUGACUGCUGAAUUGAGAGCGUAGAGGUGCAAAACGCUUAGGAGUCGACAAGAUAGAGGUGGACCCUAGACUAACACCAGCUUCUCUAACGUGGUAAGGUCCUGUCCACUCGCUAUGGCAGAAGGUUCUGUAGAUGAGCACAGGCCGGCCCACCUUCCCUGGUUUGUGGCCAUGGCCCAGACCCUCGGCCUGGCCUCGGUGGUCACCACGGGGGUCUGGAUGGGUCACUAUCAGGGUGGCUACGGCUGGGACGGCUCGAAGCUCCAGUUCAACGUCCACCCCCUCUGCAUGGUCAUCGGAAUGGUGUUCCUGUAUGGAGAUGCUAUCCUGAUGUACCGGGUUUUCAGGCAUGAGCCCAAGCCCAUCACCAAGAUCCUUCACGGUGCCAUCCAUCUGAUCUCCCUCGUCAUCUCUGCUGUAGGUUUGGUUGCUGUGUUUCAGUUCCACGCAAAGUCCAAGAUCCCGGAUAUGUACACGUUGCACAGCUGGUGCGGAAUGCUCGCCUUUCUCAUAUUCAUUGUGCAGUGGGUGAUGGGUCUGUCUUUCUUGCUGUUCCCCGGUGCAUCCGCCUCUCUCCGCAGCUGGUACCUCUCGCUGCACGUUUUCUUCGGGCUGGCGCUGUUCGCCCUUGCCAUAGGAACCUGCCUGCUGGGCAUCAAGGAGAAGCUGCUCUUCAGCAUCAUGUCCACCUAUUCUAAGUUUGAGCCCGAGGGGAUACUGGCCAACGUGUUGGGAUUGCUGCUGGUGGCUUUCGGUGUGGUGGUGGGAUACAUCCUGACACGGGGAGAAUGGAAACGUCUUCCCUAUCCAGAGGAGCAGGCCCUGUGCAUGAACUUCAAGAACCUCACAGAGGGGGAGUGUCCCGACUCCCCGUGAAACCCCCUCCUUCCACCCUGCUCCUGCCAGAGACCACAGUGCACAGCCUCCUCCCCCUGCUGGCAAGCUGAGGGAUUGUCUGUGUGCAAUGGAGUGUUUACAGAUGGUCAAACCCAGUUUUAAUCGCUGCUUUACAAAGGCUUACUACUUGUCUUUCAGAAUUGCCAAAGCAAUUAAUUAUAUCAUUAUUUUCUUUAGCUGGGAUUAAAAUAUGACAGUUUUGUCUGAAAUCACUUUGAGCUGUUUAAGCAUUUCUGUACUUCUACUAUCAUGUUGCUGCCACAUUAAGUUUCCCAUUGAAUGCCAAACAAUUAUACAGUACUGCUGUGCCUGAAGACCUUGUCUGUGGAGGAAUUAUUUGUACAAGGCUCAGCUGAUAUGCAGUAUAUUUGUUUAACUUUGUGUUGUUUGUAUAAUACAUGUAUUUAAAUAGUCGUUAUCAAAAUAAACGUAUGUUGCAUUA